CGCUCGAUGUAUAUGAGCGCGAGCGGCGGGAUCUCUUUCCCUUUUACCGCCAUCCGCGCGGAGCCUUUUUCCCGGAGCCCGAGCGCUGCGCAAACCCGUCCGUAGGAGAGCAAUUCCCUGGAUUACAGCAAAAAUGGCAGACAUGGACAACAAAGAGCAAGCUGAGCUGGACCAGGCAGAUAUGGAAGAUGUGGAGGAAGUUGAAGAAGAAGAAGCUGGAGAAGAUGUUAACAGCAAAGCUCGUCAGCUAACGGUCCAGAUGAUGCAGAACCCACAGAUACUGGCAGCGCUGCAAGAGAGGCUGGACGGGCUGGUGGGGUCGCCGUCUGGCUACAUGGAAAGUUUACCUAAGGUAGUCAAGAGACGUGUCAAUGCCCUAAAGAACCUCCAAGUAAAAUGCGCCCAAAUUGAAGCCAAGUUCUAUGAAGAAGUGCAUGAAUUGGAAAGAAAGUAUGCAGCUCUUUAUCAGCCACUGUUUGACAAGCGAAGUGAUAUCGUCAAAGCAACCUAUGAGCCAACUGAUGAGGAGUGUGAAUGGAAGGCAGAUGAGGAGGAAGAACUGACAGUAAGUGGUCAGGAGGAGAUGAAAGAGAAGGCAAAAGUUGAGGAGGAGAAAAAAGAUGAAGAGAAAGAAGACCCUAAGGGGAUUCCAGAAUUCUGGCUGACUGUCUUUAAGAAUGUUGACUUGCUCAGCGACAUGCUGCAGGAGCAUGAUGAACCAAUUCUAAAGCACUUACAAGACAUCAAAGUAAAAUUUUCAGAUCCAGGGCAGCCAAUGAGCUUUACAUUAGAGUUCUAUUUCGAACCCAAUGACUUCUUCACAAAUGAAGUACUGACGAAAACAUACAAGAUGAGGUCGGAGCCAGACGAGUCAGACCCUUUCUCCUUUGAUGGGCCAGAAAUCAUGGGCUGCACAGGCUGUCCAAUCGACUGGAAAAAGGGAAAGAACGUCACGUUGAAAACUAUUAAGAAGAAGCAGAAGCACAAGGGGCGUGGCACAGUCAGGACAGUUACCAAAACGGUUCCCAACGAUUCUUUCUUCAACUUCUUUGCUCCUCCUGAAGUUCCAGAGAAUGGGGACCUGGAGGAGGAUGCUGAGGCAGUGCUUGCUGCGGACUUUGAGAUUGGGCAUUUCCUCCGCGAGCGCAUUGUACCGAGGGCCGUGUUGUACUUCACAGGCGAGGCAAUUGAAGAUGACGACGACGAUUAUGAUGAAGAGGGAGAGGAAGCAGAUGAUGAGGAAGGAGAAGAGGAAGCUGAUGAGGAAAAUGAUCCCGAUUAUGACCCCAAGAAGGAGGCAAAUCCACCAGCUGAGUGCAAGCAGCAGUGAAGCCUGCAUAUGUGGCCUUGAGGAUUAACUGCACUGUAACAGCUUAUUAAACAAAACAUAGUUACUUACAGCCUUAUAAUGUUUUGUAUUUUCUUGGUAGAAUAAAAAGGUUAAGAAGUUUUUGUUACAAAAUCAUGAAAGGCCAGUUCCAAGACUUGGCUUGUCCUGCAUAGUAUUUUACUAGAACUUUUCUCUGUACAAAUAGUUAGAAUGCAGUAAAUCCCUCUAAAACAGCAUGACAUUGUUUCUUCACUGUUAGUUUGGGUUCUUGUGGAGUCUUUUGUUGUAUUGCUCUUAGACAACAGCUGUGGAAAGACUGAAUUUUCAAAAUACUUUAGACCAGUGUUUGUUCCAACCUAUUCCUUUCCUGAAGAACCAACCAAAGUAAUCUUUCGGCCCAGUAGUCUCAAUGGGUUUGAGAAGUCUGUGCUUGCACUAGCUGUGCCUUCAUUAUUUUGUUAUAGAAAUGCAGUGCUGCAGUGACUUGUAAUUUUAAACAUUCAUUUCAUUAAAAAUAUCUGUGGCUGGCUGUGCAAAGGGGAAGAAACAGUGCACAAUCAAAGAAGAAAAACAGUUGAGAACUGUCUUCAGUCUAUACACUGUUGAUGCUUUUUUAUGUGAAAUGGUUAUCUAUGAACCUUUCUAGUACACCACAAAGGUUAUUGUGUACCACUUGGGUGUGAAUAAAAACAAAAGUAGUGUUUUCAGAAAUGGGUUGCGUAUUUAUGUCUAUUUUAUUGCAAUGUAUACAUUCCUGUUAAGUAACUUUGCAAAAGGGCAUUUUAAUUUCUAGGGAGUCGUAUAUUAAACUGCUCUGUUAUUUGCGUGACAUGAACCGAUGCACAUUUUAAAGCUCCAUUCAUAUGUGUACUUCAGAUAUUGCCUUCUGAAACUCAAAUAAGUUGUCGAAAGAUUACCUCAACUACAUAAGUACAGAAAUGUUGCAUUGAUAUGCAUGCCAGUUAUGACUUAGUCUUCAUUGGAAAUCGUAAGGGAAAUGGGUGAAGAUGCACUAAGCCCCUGUGGUUGUCAGUACAAUGAGCCCACUGCAGCAGUUAAAACUGGAGUGCUGAUGUACUGUACUGGUUAUGCUUUUGGGUGCCAUGGGUAGUCAGUAGUUGCAGUAUACUUAAUGCUGUUUCAUCCACCCCCAAUGCAGGUCCUAUAAUUUAAAAAAAAUCAAAACUAUUGUCCUUUUUGUAGCACUUUUAAAAAAAAAAAGUCAUGUUCUUACAACUUGGUGUAAUCUGAAUUUUUGUGUUUUGGGUUAUUUUUUUAUAACUAUAAUUGAAGAGCACUUACUGUUGGAAGGAAUUGACAUUAAUUUUGACGCAUUAUACCUGCUGUAAAAGCUUUUCCUAAGAAUUCUCCAUUUGGAUUGCAUCUCUUGCCUGGUUAUUCUAGUUGAAUUCUGAUUGCCUUAGACAAAAUACUCAAUUUAGUGGUGCAUAUUUCAGUGUUCAUGGAAGGAAUGGGUUUGGAUUUGUUUUGAGUCCUCCUAUAGGUUCUGUGCUUUUUUUAUUUUAUUUUACUGCUCCUGAAACUAGCAAAUAUCAUUCUGUUCUGUUGAAAUGGGGGUGCUGCUAUGGCUGUGGAUCUGCCACCAGAUUGUUACAGGCUGGCUUGCCUGAAUGUGGCCAUACUCCAUUUAAAUACCUACUUCUGUGAAUAGAGUACAUGUACUGGCUGUGGUCUAUUUAGAGGUGUUCACCAGGAACAAAGGAGCAGUUGAAGGCCCACAGGAAGAGGGCCUUACUUCUGCCCAGUCUUCAGAAUAACGCUUUCUGGUCCAGACGUCCAGGAAUAUCUUGGUUAACUGAAACCUACUCAAAGGAAUGUCUUUUUAGACACUGAAGAAUAACGUUGUAUACUGUGCACUUUUUCUGUCCACAUCCUGAACAAGGUGGGUUUGUAUAUUGCUUACCCACAGAUAGCUUGGAGAUUAAACCUUUGAAAUAUUACAAGUUCAGUGGGAGAUCAAUACCUAUCUGACUGUAAAAUAAACUAGUGGAUUCUGUCUGGAUCCUUUAUAUCAGCUGUUGUCAAAGCAAAAUGCUAUGCUACAAAAUACUAAUGUACUCAAUUGUACUUGUAUGUAUAUUCAUGAAUAAAUUGGUUAAACGUG
This is a messenger RNA of Lepisosteus oculatus (spotted gar), 3455 nucleotides long. RefSeq names its product nucleosome assembly protein 1-like 1 (gene nap1l1). Gene Ontology annotation, biological process: nucleosome assembly. Lineage: Eukaryota; Metazoa; Chordata; Actinopteri; Semionotiformes; Lepisosteidae. Gene Ontology annotation, molecular function: chromatin binding; histone binding. The record is from RefSeq and is a predicted model, not a curated record. Gene Ontology annotation, cellular component: nucleus; chromatin.